AUGGAUGUUAAUGCAGACUUUGUGGACUCCAUCUAUGACGCUACCGAGAAUCUCGUCCGCGAUCGAUGUGAUCUGGUGCUGCUUCGGCUGGGCCCCUAUUCGCCAAUGUUCAAUCCCAUCGAAGGCUGCUUCAGCGCCUUGAAAGCACGCAUCAAAGCUUACCGUUCGCUCAGCCACGAGGAGAUGAUGAAUGUUCCCUACGGUCAGAAGACCGAGCUGCGAAUGCAGCUACUCGAGAAGGCAGUCGAGCAUGCGAUGUCAUGUAUGGAUCACCGUCUGGUCAAUAAAAUGGCUCGCCACUGUGCGCUGUCCGUGGCGGCCGGCAUCCGCGGCGAGCCCAUGGAGUACGGGACUUGA
Molecule: messenger RNA, 357 nt
Organism: Phytophthora sojae
Lineage: Eukaryota; Oomycota; Peronosporomycetes; Peronosporales; Peronosporaceae
Exons: 3
Coding region: 1-357 (118 amino acids)
Molecular function (GO): nucleic acid binding
Source: RefSeq, a predicted model, not a curated record